Molecule: messenger RNA, 2425 nt
Organism: Cornus florida
Lineage: Eukaryota; Viridiplantae; Streptophyta; Magnoliopsida; Cornales; Cornaceae
Product: F-box protein At3g07870-like
Exons: 8
Coding region: 307-1917 (536 amino acids)
Biological process (GO): carbohydrate metabolic process
Cellular component (GO): cytosol
Molecular function (GO): protein binding; phosphoglucomutase activity
Source: RefSeq, a predicted model, not a curated record
UUACUAUUUCCCUCGAUUUCAUCUCUCACACACCCCAGUUAUGUGAAUCAAGAAGUCCAAGCCUCUCAAUCCUCUUAAUUCACCUACUCACAAUUCAGCAACACAGCGACGAGUUCCUUCGGCAUGGAAUUGCCGAUACUGGACGGCGCUUGAAUACUUUCACUGACAGUGGCAGCAAUCAGAUUUCACCGUCAACAGCGUCAAUCAGGAUUUCCUAGGGUUUGGAAAGAUCAGAGAGAGGGACGAUUCACUGCGAUCAAUCUUUUACUAAAUUUGAGAACGACCUUUCUAGUGUGUUUGAAGAUAAUGGGAGAAGUUCAUGCUAUUUUUACGGAUGAUGCCAUAGUGGUUAAUAUUCUUAAACGUCUUCCAGCUCGGGGACUCAUGAAUUGUCGACUGGUUAACAAAAAAUGGAAUGGUAUAGUUUCAGGGAUGGCUUUGAAUUGUGCUCGACUCGACAUAGCUGCAAGCUCUAGCGAGGUAAUCAUACAAUACCAAACUGGCAGUUUCAAUAUAAUUGAUACCGAAGACAAUCAACCAUACUGGCCAGUUAAGGUGAGUAAGGAAUAUUUCCUCCCAGAUCAGUGCUUUAGCUUGAUAGGAUCAUCAAAUGGAAUAAUAUGCAUUUUUGACCGUGAGAGGGAUCACAUCUACGUAACUAAUCCCAUGUUGGGUGAGUAUUUUGGGGUACCCGAAUUGCUCUCCAGAUCAGGAUCGAAAUAUGCAUUUGGGUUUGGGUGUUACAUUGACAAUAAUGCAUAUAAAAUCUUGAGGAUUAAAAAGCAACGCAUGAAUUCAGUGGCAGAAGUGUAUUCCCUAGGGUCAGACCAUUGGAAAAAUGUGGGGAAUGCACCUUUUCCACUCGAUCGACAUAAAAGACUUGGGGCAGUUGUGAAUGGGAUGAUGCAUUGGAUAGUUGACGACGAUGGAAUCCCUGAAUUCAUAUGUUCUUUCCAUGUGAAAGAUGAAACCUUUAACUCAGUUCCACCCCCGAAGGCUCUAAAACAGAGUAGCCGGAAAACUAUGAUUGUUGAGAGCAUACAAAAUACCCUGUAUCUGGUUUUUGUCUCAAACUCAUACUUGCAGAUCUAUUGUAUGAAAGAGUAUGGGAACGGGGAGUCUUGGACCCAAAGUUACAAAAUAUCGAAAAAGAUAAUUCCGAAUGGGAUCGGGGAGCUGCAUCCUGUCACCAUAUUGAAAGACAAGCAAAUUCUGUUUUCAGCCCGGAAAGGGCAUUUGGUGUCUUAUAAUCCAACAAAAAAUUGUUUUUCCGAAGCUAAAAUAAGUGGGAUGGAGUCGGGAUUGCGUGGAGUCAGUUUUCAGUCAUCAUUUCUGACAAUGACGGGUUUCGAAAAUCCAUUUGUAAAACAGGCGGCACUUGGGAAGAAGGUGAAAGCAUUCGGGCAAACUAAUUAUUGGCAUAACUUUAUUCAGUCAACUUUCAAUGCUCUCUCAGUCGACUUUGUCAGAGGUGCCACACUAGUUGUUUCUAGUGACGGUCACAAGUUCUCAAAAGAUGCCAUCCAGAUUAUAAUUAAGAUGGCAGCUGCUAAUGGAGUGAGACAUGUUUGGGUUGGUCAUAAUGGGUUGCUCUCCACUCCUGCUGCAUCAACUGUUAUACGUGAAAGAAUUGGUUCAAAUGGAUCUAAGCCAAUAAAAGCUUUCAUUUUGACAGCAACUCAUAACCCAGGUGGUCCCAAGGAUUUGGGAAUUAAAUACAACACCGCAGAUGGUGGACCUGCACCAGAGGGAAUUGCUGAUAAGAUAUUAGAGAACGCGAGAACAAUAAAGGAGUACUUGAUUGCCAAAGACCUACUAGAUGUGGAUAUCUCUACAAUAGGCAUAACAAACAUUGAAGGACCAGAGGGGCAAUUCGAUGUUGAUGUUUUUGAUUCAGCCAGUGAUCAAGUGAAAUAGAUGAAGUAUGCUUAUCUUCUGUAGGCAAUAGGUAAUGGGCCAUUCAUUUUCCAAGACCUGGUCAGUAUUGAAGUGACUUAGUUUCUCGUUUAUGCUAUAAACUCUAAAACAUAUGAAAUUAGUCUCUUUUACAGACUAAUAGUAAAUGUUUUUGAUUGGGAGCCCUGAAGUUACUAUUAAGUCUGCGCUUAUUGUUGCUAGACUUUUAUUUCAUCAAGAACAUAAACUCCUUUUACAGACUAAUAGUAAAUGUUUUUGAUUGGGAGCCCUGAAGUUACUAUUAAGUCUGUGCUGAUUGUUGCUAGACUUUUAUUUCAUCAAGAACAUAAACUCAACAACGUACACUCAAUUAUAGUUUAUUUAUUUGGACACUUGAUCUGUUGAAGAAUUUAUAGGAAAAUAAUUGUAUAGAAAAUAGUUGAGCUGUUACAUAAUUAUAUCCAAUAUUAUUUCGACCAGUCUUGUAAAAGGAUUAAGGUUUAAUUUUCCUUUUUAUGUUUUUCUUUUU